AUGACCCUCCACGUCCAUCAACUCUCGCCCUCCAACCCGGUCGACCACCUUUACCUGCCGGCCAUCGCGCGGGUCCAUCUCGCAGCAUGGCUGACCGUUCCGCUCAUGCGGGCCAUCUACUAUGGCCCGCCUGACGCCUAUCCGGGCUAUCUCGCGUCGAUUCUGGAGCGGCAUUCGCGGGCGUUUCGCGAAGAAAAAAAUUGUCGGUUUGCCGUGGUCUUGGACGAUGCGUUGCCAGCUGACGAGGAGGUUGUGGAGAGAACGACGGAGGAUGAUGGGGAUGCUCAAGGACAAGGGACGCCAACGACGACGCCCAAGGGCAAAGUCAUCGCCGCGAUCAAGUAUUACUUCAUCGACACCGAUCUCUUCCCUCCGUCCUCUGCCACCACUAGCACAGCAGAACCAAAGCCGACAUCCUCUUCCUCAAACGCUGAACGAUCAUGGCCACCCUACUCGCACGCGGCGCUCGCUUCGGACACCUGGUCGCAUCUCGUCCGCUCACGCACGCGUCUCAGCUGUGCCCUCGGCUCCCACGUGCUCGUAGACAACCUGUACACCGACCCCAACCACCACCGUCGCGGCGCAGGCGGGAUGCUCAUGCGUCUUGCAUGCGAAGAGGCAGACCGCCGGGGGUGGCCCAGCAUGCUUGAAGCGUCACCCAAGGGUAUCGGAGUCUACCAGUCUGUGGGAUUUCGGAGAUUCAACGCCAAUGAAGAAAGAGACGAACAGGGAGGAGCGGAGAUAUGGGCUGAUCUCCAACGGUGGGAAAAUGGAGGGGAUAGAGGAGUUGAAUUUUCGGAGCAGAGAUUGAAGCAGGACGGUGGAAGGAGGGGAGAAGGGUGGUAUUGUCAGGUUGUCAUGGUUAGGCCUGCUGGGACGGGCGGAAUCGGUGCCAGCGAUGGCAAGGAAGUGGCCGGAAUGAGCAAGGGCGAGGCUGCCGUUGUAUAA
This is a messenger RNA of Cladophialophora bantiana CBS 173.52, 948 nucleotides long. RefSeq lists its product as uncharacterized. The transcript has a single exon. The record is from RefSeq and is a predicted model, not a curated record. Gene Ontology annotation, molecular function: acyltransferase activity, transferring groups other than amino-acyl groups. The coding region runs from base 1 to 948 and encodes 315 amino acids. NCBI's taxonomy places the organism in Eukaryota, Fungi, Ascomycota, Eurotiomycetes, Chaetothyriales, Herpotrichiellaceae.